AGGAGACGAGACGAGACGAGACGAGAGGAGAGGAGAGGAGACGAGGACGCCUCCAUCGUGUCUCUGGCUGCCUGCCCCGUUCUCCUGAUUGACCGGCCCGCUGGAGGCACGACAAGCCAAACCCACCCGGUGUGAGCCUGCGUAUAUAAAGCCGAGUGUCUGUCACCAGAUCACCAUCAUCACCAUCAUCAUCACAAUCAUCAUCAUCAGCCUCCUUCCGACCUGACCCGGGAUCCCUCUUUGUUUCGUGUCUUCAGGAGCAGCCAUGUCUCACGCAUGGGGAUACGGACCGACUAACGGACCUGACAAAUGGGGAGAAGAUUGCCCGAUAGCUAAUGGGCCCAGACAGUCUCCCAUCAACAUUUUACCUAAGGAGAUCAACUUUGACCCCACUCUGAAGCCUCUGAAAAUCAAGUACGACCCCUCCAACGCUAAGGGCAUUCUGAACAACGGGCACUCCUUCCAGGUGGACUAUGAGGACGACACCGACAGCUCCACCCUGACUGGAGGUCCUAUUUCUGGAACGUACCGCUUGAAGCAGUUUCAUUUCCACUGGGGAGCCAGUGAUGACAGAGGCUCCGAACACACCGUCAACGGCAUCAAGUUCCCCAGUGAGCUUCACCUGGUGCACUGGAACACUAAGUACCCAAGCUUUGGAGAGGCAGCCAGCCAGCCCGAUGGACUCGCAGUGGUCGGGGUCUUUCUCAAGAUUGGUAGUGCCAACCCCAGGCUUCAGAAAGUUCUGGAUGCCUUGGAUGCUAUUAAGACCAAGGGAAAGCAGACCACCUUUUCUAACUUUGACUCAAAGACUCUUCUUCCUGGUUCUCUGGAUUAUUGGACCUAUGAUGGCUCUCUGACCACGCCUCCCCUGUUUGAGAGUGUCACCUGGAUCGUCCUCAAGGAGCCAAUCAGUGUCAGCCCUGCACAAAUGGCCAAGUUCCGCGGCCUCCUCUUCACUGGCGAUGGAGAAGCUCCGUGCUGCAUGGUGGACAACUACCGGCCCUGUCAGGCUCUGAAGGGCCGCCGGGUCCGCGCCUCCUUCAAAUAAGCCCCUGUUCAUCUACCGGGCUUCCUUACCCCCUUUUGCCCAUCCGUCCCUCCUUGUACCGAACCUCCUUACUCCCAUUUUCCCAUCCUUUCCCAGAUUUUCGUCAGCUUCUAUUUCGUAGCUUCUAUUAGAAUUAUUGACAUCAACUUAAAAAGUAGAAUGCAAUACUUUCUGCAUACAUUUUCUAUGCCAUAGACUAACUGGAUGUAUCUUGAAUUAAAGUACGUUGAGGUACUUUUAAGCUUUGACAUAGGAAAUAGGUCACAUAUUAUAUUUUAGUAUCCAGAUCAAAUCCAGAUGACAUUUAACUUAGCUGACGUUAGCUAACGCAACCACAUGAAUUUAUCGUACUAAUGAACUACGAGCGAGACAAAAGUUCUUCACGGCGUUUCUGGAAGUCUGACACAAGGCUGAUGUGAAUCAUAUUUAUGAAGAAUGUUUUUGGUUCACAAACAAAUUCAUUGUAUUCUGUGGUUAAAAACCAGACAAUGUUAACUUUUCUUUGUUGGCGGUUGGGUUGAACACAGGUACCAAGGCACCAGGGAGCUAACAAACUCUCACUAAAGGGCAGGAAUCCUGUUAUGAAACCCAUUCUCCCUGGCACCGUAUAACUAAUAAUAACUAAUAAUAAUAGACAGUCUGCUUUAUAAGAUAUAAAAUCUAGCCAAAUAAGAUAUACAAUAUUCUGAAAGUAGAAGUUAUGUUUGUCUUUUUAAAGGAAAAUAAUAAAUACAAUAAUCUAAAUCAACAGUCAAAUAAAUGUUGUUAACAUAAAUGCACUUAAGGUAAAAAUAAAGAAAGACUUCUUGGGCAGAUCUAUAUUAUGAGAUGAUGCGUGCUAUUUAGUGCAGUUAUAGGCAAAAGGCCACUUAGCCUAUUGGACUUGGAUGUAGGCUUAAAAUACAUGCAGGGAUAUUUACCAAUAAUACAAAUAAAUAUUUUGAGUUUUUGACAGUAUGCGUUGCCUUCCUGAAGCUGAUUUGCUGCUAUGCGUCACAUUGUGUUGUGAAUUGUGCGGCAGACAGAUUGUUCAGGCUGAAGUUGUCAUUGAUGCCUCAUGUUGUGAUGCCGCUGUUCACUGUGGCCACCGUCCAUCAACUGGUGAGACGAGUGACCAUCUCAUGAUGUUAAUGUGUGGAAUGUUCCAGUAUGUCGUGACAGACAGUCCUGCAAGGUGUUUGCUGAUGAGGUCAUGUACACACUGAUGCAUGUGUAUUGUCUCUGUUGGGCUUCCAUCCAAUUUAUAAAUGUUUAGCUUUUUUUUGUUGUUGCAAAAUUUAGCCAUAACUUCACUGAGACAGCUGCAUUACUGUCGUCAUGGUCAGUCCAUUUUUAUAUAUAUUGAAAUAAAUAAAAACUAUGACAACUAAACUACCUAUCACCACAGUGCAUUAAACAUUGCCUUUAAGACUGAUGUAAGACUGUAAGUUGGAAAGAAAGAACCUAUAGGAUCAAUUUAUGACUAUAUAUUAACUCACACUGCAGUAUCAACAUAGGUAAUAGAACUUGUCAUUGCAUUUGUUUGUCAGCAAUGUCUAUAGUCAUCACUCCAUCUAACUGAAGUAUAUCAGUGCCAGAUAUUCAUAAGAGACCAGCAAAAUGUUACCUUUUUUUAGCUUUUAUAUCAAUGUAAUGAAACACUUUCAGAGUGGGAUUAUGGCGAGAUAGCUCUAACCUUUUAAAGUGUGUCACUUAAAACUGCUGUCAAAAUGUGGAAUCUGUCAUGCCAUAAUGAAGAAGACUUUUAUCAAUAAAUAUUCAUAACUUU
Messenger RNA from Cyclopterus lumpus (lumpfish), 2816 nucleotides. It is a transcript of the gene cahz, whose product is annotated as carbonic anhydrase. Gene Ontology annotation, cellular component: cytoplasm. NCBI's taxonomy places the organism in Eukaryota, Metazoa, Chordata, Actinopteri, Perciformes, Cyclopteridae. Gene Ontology annotation, biological process: carbon dioxide transport. Bases 266 to 1048 code for a protein of 260 amino acids. The transcript has 7 exons. Gene Ontology annotation, molecular function: zinc ion binding; carbonate dehydratase activity. The record is from RefSeq and is a predicted model, not a curated record.